UAAAUUAAAGAGCACCACUACAAGAAAAAGACGGAAACUGGAAUUUAAAGGUGCAGCUGUAUUGCUAUCAUGUACUAGAGUAUACAGCAGAAGUUUGAGACUGAUACGUUCACUUUUAUUUUUCCCAUUGCGGACCCUACAGCUAUAGCUAGCUACAGAGAAACAGCAGAAGUUUGAGACUGAUACGUUCACUUUCAUUUUUCCCAUUGCGAACCCUAUAAUAGCUGUCCGUCCGUCUAGUAGCUAACUAAUUAUGAGCAAGCAAAUUAACUCAAGAAUACUGACUAAUCUUGUGCUGUGGGCUAUUUAUAUUGCUCAGAUUGGCUCAAAGCUAAAAGUCCAGGCUACUCCAGGCCUCAUACUGCCAGCAGAGAGAGAAAUUGGACUGGGUUGUAUACCAGAGGGCAUGACUGUCAGUUAUGAAUGCACUGUCACUGAUCCAACAGAUUCCCCUGUGGCCAAUACAGUAUGGCUGGGAACUGCCUUCAACUGUCAUUCAGCAGCAUCUGCUACAACGAACAAUCGGAUCACUCUAGCUCAUAGUCAGUUUCAGCUUGGAGCUGUUGCUGGUGAUUGUGGAGAUUUGUCUGCAAUGAUUAUCAGAUUUAUUGGAAAUGAAUACACGUCAAGACUGGUUCUAACAAACACUACCGGGUUGAAUGGAAUGACUGUCAUAUGUACUUUGAGUGACAAAGCUGCUGGAAAUGACACUGUCAAAAUCGGAGCCUCUCCUCCUCCCCCUCGAAUUUCCAUGGUGGAGGUCACUUCUACUUCAUCCUUCACUGUCAGUUGGACCCCGCCCUCCGAUAUCAGCAAUGUAGGGAGCUACGUGUUCACUGUGACUGGAGAGGACUGUGGAUGUGUAAACACCAAUGUCAGUUCUGACAUAACUAGUGUGAUAUGUUCUGAUUACAUGGUCAAUGGUCAAACCUGCUACUUUGAAGUCAGUACUAUCUCUAAAGACUGUGGUUUCAACAGUGAAUCUGUGAAUGAAUCUGUGUCAUUGAUGGUGCCUCCCACACCCGAACACUUCAUGGUAACGUUUACUGAAGAUGAAUUAAUAGUGGUGGGAUUCAUGCAGCCAAUUGUUCCCCAUCUUGCUAUAACCUACACUGUGAUGGUUGGAACCAACUUUUCAAGGAAUUUCACUAAAGUGACUUGUAACGACACAAGCAGAAGAUGUAAUCUCACAAUCCCUAAUCCUAGCAACAGUUACAAUGUCAGUGUCGUGGCCUCUAACAUAUUUGGCUCUGGACCUCCUGCACUUUAUUUUGAAUGCAAUCCAGAAGAUCUUGGUAGUAACCAGACUUCUCUCCGUGGACAAGGAAUGGUCAAUGUAUCUAACGGACUAAUUCACUACAGUGGUGUGUCUCCUGACUCUAUUGCAACGUUACAAUGCAAUGAUGGGUACAGAGCAAAUUCCUUCCUCAACAGGACGUGCAUGUUUGAUGGACAAUGGAGUGAGGGGGCAUUGGAAUGCGUUAUAGUGGAUGGAGAAACUAUUUCUCCUCAUACCAUGCCUGCCUGUCCUCUUUACUGUGCUGUUUUGGUUGGCGUUUUCGUGCUCAUAUUGAUAAUCGUUUGCAUUGCAAUUGCACUCUACAUUCUAAAGAAGUCCGGAAGAGAAUGCUUCGCAUCAAUCAACACUUCUGAUAAGAUUCAACUUAGUGCAGUCAAUCGAGAGAGCCCAACCACAAAUGAAUCACCACUCUCCUCAGUUGAUACGCAACCAUCGAAUGCCAAGAUAAACGUAAACAGGAGCGAGCCAUCCAAAUCCACUCAAGUGGAUACGUAUGCAAACCCUGAAGACUUCAUUAAAACACCACCAUACAUGCAGCCACAAAAGAACGAGAGGGCUGAGGAUCAGGGGGAAGUUCCGAAAUCCCUUAAUGUAGCAAUCACUGAUGAAUUGCCGUGUGCUCAGUACGAGAGCAUUGAAGUAGCCAGACCUGUUAAAGUAACUUCAACCCAACCUUCGCAAGAAAUGUACUCUGAAGUUUUUGAUGCCUUGCCAAAAGGAAAAUCCACAAUAAUUGUGAAGAAAGUAACAGUCACAAAUUAAACUUAAUUUCCUUCCAGUUGUGCUUAUUGCAUUCAUUAAUUAUAGCUCUGUUUACUGUUUCAUUUCACAGUAUUGAUUUAGAGUAUCACUUAACAGUGUUUCAUUUUCAUCAUUAUUGUAAUCUUCUGCAGACUCAACAAACUUGUUUAAGCCAAAAAAAUGGAUAUUGUUGUAGUACUUGAGUAGUUUAAUCCUGUUGGGCGUUGUAACAUAAUAUUAUUUUAAACCUCCCAUGUCAUGUGUAAACAAUAAACAUCACCAACUUCCACCGAAGGCAUCAAAGGCAUGGUAUUUGACCCAUCUCUUCGCUACUUAUAGCGUAAUCUUAUUGCUACAUGACUGUGUUGGGUAUCAAUAUUGAUAUUAGUUUGUUCCUGCAUGGUAGUAAAAAGGUUCUUACCAUGCAAUGUAUCUAUAUGCUUCUGGAAUCAUGUGUAUCAUCCUGACUGGGAAUGUUAUAAGAACAAGAUAAGUGUACGUCUAUU
Halichondria panicea is the source of this 2547-nucleotide messenger RNA. RefSeq lists its product as uncharacterized. Gene Ontology annotation, molecular function: protein binding. Bases 254 to 2062 code for a protein of 602 amino acids. The transcript is spliced from 11 exons. The record is from RefSeq and is a predicted model, not a curated record. NCBI's taxonomy places the organism in Eukaryota, Metazoa, Porifera, Demospongiae, Suberitida, Halichondriidae.